GUAACAAGAGGUUGGACCAGCAGUCCUCGACAGCUACCCACUCCUCCACCACUCGCAUUCCUUGAAGCCAUGAAGUUCACCGUCGCCCUUGUUGCUGCUGUGUGCGCCGUCCCAGCUGUACUCGCUGGGCAGUAUAAGGUCACCUAUGACACCAUAUACGACAAUGCGAACGACUCCGUGGACAAUGUCGCUUGCUCUGGGACGCUCUCGGGGAAGGGCUACACCACCUUCGGUUCUCUCCCGGACUUCCCCUACAUCGGAGGCGCAUUUGCUGUUACAGGAUACGACUCUCCCGGCUGCGGCACCUGCUGGGAGCUCACCUACAACGGCACCUCAAUCAACAUCUUCGCCAUCGACACUGCCGCUGAAGGGUUCAACAUCGCGGAGGAGGCGCUAAACGCCUUGACUCACGGUAACGCCGUGCAAGAUGGAUAUGUAUACGCGGCAGCCACGCAAGUGGAUGUAUCUGCUUGCGGUGGAUAUUAGGGUG
This is a messenger RNA of Laetiporus sulphureus 93-53, 490 nucleotides long. Its product is annotated as immunomodulatory protein. NCBI's taxonomy places the organism in Eukaryota, Fungi, Basidiomycota, Agaricomycetes, Polyporales, Laetiporaceae. Bases 70 to 486 code for a protein of 138 amino acids. The record is from RefSeq and is a predicted model, not a curated record. The transcript is spliced from 3 exons.